AUGGCUACAAGGUUUGCUCGAACCGACACCAACCGGAGUUUAGAAACGCUGCUGGAUUUGGACAAAUCCAGCAAGAAGAUGGGUGGUCAGUUGCCAAACCAGAAACUAGAACCCGGCCACGGCCUGGAGUUCAACGACUUGUCGUAUAGUGUCAUGAAGAAACAGAAGAAAGAUGGAGUUUGGAUCACCAAAGAAACCUUUCUUUUGAAUCAGAUUUCUGGUCAAGCCAUGCGAGGUGAGAUUAUGGCCAUCAUGGGUCCAAGUGGUGCCGGAAAAUCCACUUUUCUUGAUGCCUUGGCCGGCCGGAUUGCUCAAGGUAGUCUUGAAGGUUCUGUACGGAUCGACGGGAAGCCGGUAUCAGCUAGCUACAUGAAGAUGAUAUCGUCCUAUGUUAUGCAAGACGAUCAACUCUUUGCUAUGUUGACGGUUUUUGAGACGUUCAUGUUUGCGGCGGAAGUCCGCCUUCCACCGUCGUUAUCCCGGUCGGAGAAAAAAAAACGGGUGGUCGAGCUGCUCGACCAGUUAGGCUUGACAAGUACGGCACAUACGUAUAUUGGUGACGAAGGGAGGCGAGGCGUCUCCGGUGGUGAGAGGCGGCGGGUGUCAAUCGGGAUCGACAUUAUCCACAAGCCGUCGCUUUUGUUUCUGGAUGAACCGACAUCCGGGCUCGACUCGACUAGUGCAUUUAGCGUUGUUGAGAAGGUUAAGGACAUUGCUCGUAGCGGGAGCAUUGUCCUUAUGACGAUCCACCAACCUUCGUUUCGGAUACAAAUGCUUCUUGACCGCAUCACAGUUCUAGCGAGAGGAAAGUUGAUAUAUCUAGGGAGCCCGAACGCGCUAUCCGCGCAUCUUGCAGGAUUCGAACGCCCCGUGCCAGAUAACGAGAAUAACAUCGAGUACCUCUUGGAUGUUAUCAAGGAAUACGACGAAUCCACCAUCGGGCUCGACCCUCUCGUGAUGUACCAACGCGAUGGGCUCAAACCCGAUCAAGUCGCUCAGACUCCUAUUCCAAAAACACCAAGAACUCCAUACGGCAAAACUCCACAUAGCCAAAAGCAUAUCGCCCUUCGCAGCCUUCAGUUUUCAAGCACCAGCACCACCCCUCGAGCCAAUUCCACCACGUUCGACUACCACGAGGGUGAAUCCGAAGACGAGUUCGACAAUUCCCGGGAGCGUAAAAUGGCGAAUACCCCGAUGAACAUGCAAAGCGGAGCUUAUAAUCCACGUUUAGCUUCGCAAUUCUACAAAGAUUUAUCGGUAUGGAUAUACCAUGGUGUAAAGGGUACUCCACAUCGUGCACCAUCAUGGACUCCGGCGAGGGGUAGUACCCCUGGACAAACUCCGGCGGGAAUGACACCAAUGUCUACAAGCCUGAACCGCCACCGGAUCAAGACACCGGUGUUCAGUCCGGCGUCAGAUUCAUAUGUAUCAUACGAAAAUGCGUUGGAACCAGAAGUCCUGGAUGAACCUGACCUUGGACCAAAGUUCGCAAACCCAUGGCUACGUGAAGUUAUGGUUCUUUCAUGGCGAACCGCACUAAAUGUGGUUCGAACCCCCGAACUGUUCCUUUCUCGAGAAAUCGUGCUAGCCGUUAUGGGUCUAAUUCUAGCUUCUCUUUUCGAGAAUCUAAGCCACUACGACUUCAAAACGAUCAACCGUCUUCUGAACUUCUAUAUCUUCUCCGUUUGUCUGGUUUUCUUCUCCUCCAACGACGCCGUUCCGACCUUCAUCCAAGAACGAUUCAUAUUCAUCCGUGAGACCUCCCACAACGCCUACCGAGCCUCCUCUUACGUCAUAUCAUCGCUCCUCGUCUACCUCCCGUUUUUCGCAAUCCAAGCUUUUACAUUCGCCGCCAUAACUCUGUUCAUUCUCAAACUAAACAGCAACCUAUUCAACUUCUGGAUCAUCCUUUACUCGUCGCUCAUCACAACAAAUGCUUACGUCAUGCUCGUCAGCGCGUUGGUCCCGAGUUACAUCACCGGCUACGCGGUGGUCAUAGCCACAACGGCGCUGUUUUUCUUGACGUGUGGUUUCUUCUUGAAAGCAUCACACAUCCCCCCGUACUGGAUCUGGUUACAUUACAUAUCGGCGAUCAAAUACCCUUUUGAGGCGAUGUUGGUAAACGAGUUCAAAGGCACCCGUUGUUACACCGGAGACUUCUCGGAGUUAUCGCCGGGACCUCUCGGAGAAGUGAAAAUCAGCAAUUUGCAUAAGCAUGAGCUCACGAAGCAAGGCGUCGACUGUUUGUUGAUCGGAGAAGAUGUGUUGACAUCGAUGGAUAUAAAAUGGGAAAACGUAUGGUAUGAUAUCGGGAUCUUGUUGCUUUGGGGGGUUUUGUAUCGUGUCUUGUUCUACGUCGUUCUGAGAUUUUACUCCAAGAACGAAAGAAAAUGA
Messenger RNA from Cynara cardunculus var. scolymus (artichoke), 2394 nucleotides. Its product is annotated as ABC transporter G family member 17-like. Gene Ontology annotation, molecular function: ATP hydrolysis activity; ATP binding; ABC-type transporter activity. The transcript is spliced from 4 exons. Gene Ontology annotation, cellular component: membrane. NCBI's taxonomy places the organism in Eukaryota, Viridiplantae, Streptophyta, Magnoliopsida, Asterales, Asteraceae. The record is from RefSeq and is a predicted model, not a curated record. The coding region runs from base 1 to 2394 and encodes 797 amino acids.